GUUCUGCGCGUGCCGUAGUAGCGGCAGGUUCUUGGAAGUGUUUGUUUGUUUCAAAAUGGCGUUCAAUGGAGAUGGACCUCAUACAAAAAGACAACGGACAGAAAGCGACUCCGCUAAUAACAGAGGACACACAGGAAACUACACAACUACAGAAGAACCAAGAAGAAAAAGACAAGACGAAAGCAAACCAAAUCACGUCCUUUUGUUCACUAUUAUUAAUCCCAUGUAUCCAAUCACCGUGGAUGUUCUACACACGAUCUGUCAAGCAAGUGGCCAGGUUUUACGGAUCGUCAUAUUUAAGAAAAAUGGUGUACAAGCUAUGGUUGAAUUCGAUAGCGUAGAAUCGGCCGUAAGAGCAAAAGAAACAUUAAAUGGAGCCGACAUCUACUCAGGAUGUUGUACUCUGAAAAUAGAUUUCGCUAAGCCUGAAAAACUCAACGUACACAAAAAUGAUUCGGAAAGCUGGGAUUACACAGUCUCAAUGAUGAAAGAAAACACAAAUGGUAGACCGCAGCCUUUACUGCAGGAGCCACAUUAUGGAUCUCGACCUCAACCUUACAACCCCUAUCCCAGUGAACAGCAGAGGUACGACGAGAUGUGCGCGGGUCCGGGUUACGGAGAACCUUUUGGGACGGAAACGUACCGGAAAAGCGCCCCUCCUGUCACCGCCGAGUACCGCGAUCAAAGGAACACCCAUUUCCAGCAGCCCGGAGCCGUCCUGAUGGUGUAUGGUUUGGAUCCACUACGCACCAACGCGGACAAACUCUUUAAUCUCAUGUGCUUGUAUGGAAAUGUCGCUCGGAUAAAAUUUCUCAAAUCAAAAGAAGGCACUGCCAUGGUGCAAAUGGGCGACAGCGUGGCAGUGGAACGAUGUGUUCAAAAUUUAAACAACGUAACCGUAGGUCUAACUGGUGCCGCGCCCUUAUCACACCACAACAACGUCAAAGAUGAGAAGAACAACCAAUCCGAACACAAACUACAACUCGCCUUCAGUAAACAGCCCUUUCUUAGUGAAGUAACAAAUCCCUAUCCUUUACCUGAUAAGUCACCGUCGUAUAAAGAGUACAUAACAAAUAAGAACAACAGGUUUAUGAACCCAGCGAUGGCUAGCAAGAACCGCAUUCAGCCCCCGAGCAAGAUCCUGCAUUUUUUCAACACACCACCACAAGUAACAGAAUCAGAACUAGUCCAAGUAUUUCAGGAUUACGACGUCGUUCCUCCUAAAGCGGUAAAACUUUUUCCUAUGAAAUCAGAACGAUCGAGUUCAGGACUUCUUGAGUUCGAAGACACCACAGAGGCUGUUGCUGCCGUGAUGGCGUGUAAUCACGCCGCCAUCGAAAGUCCAGGCACAAAGUUCCCUUUCAUAAUGAAACUCUGUUUCUCGUCGUCUCGUAGUAUGACAAUUCGAAAUGGUGACAACAAUUCCAAUGGAGCUGGAGAGAAACGUAUAGAGUCUGAACAUUAAAUAGUAGCUCCAUAUCCCUUUAAUAUAACCGAUACAUAUCCUUUCCAUAUACCGUAUGUCCAUGAUACGUUAUUACCGUUAGUUGAAUUAAGGUACUUAAGGUAUCUUUUUGAUCAGUAGAUUGAAUCUCGUUAAAUGAACAUGUUGUUAUGUUCUAAAUGUUUUUUAAUUGUUGAUAUUAUUUAUUUCUUUUUAAUUUGUUAUUGCCAACGUAAUAUUUCAAGUAGUAAUUUUUCGAUUCCCUAAAAUGGACUAGUUAAAUUAGUAUUACUUACCUUAAAGAAAUUGACAUGAAUGUUAUAAAGAUUUGUGUGCAACACGAGUUUUUAGGACAAUUUUUAAAUGUUUAAUUGCAACGACAUUAGACGUAAUGUUUUUUAAAUACAGUAGGUUAUUUAUUGUUAGAAUGAUGAAGUAAGAAAUAGUACUGUAUAUUUUUAUUUGCACUAAUUAUCACCCAUAGUACUAUAAAAACAGGUUUGUUAAUUGUUAUUUAUUUUCGUCCAUUGCUUGUAACAUAUCUUCUUUAAUUAAAUAAAGUUUAUUUUCAUUUCAUUGAUACGUUUUAAAUAUGUGAUUAUAUUAUAUUUUUCGCUUGUGUAUAUAGUUUUGAGAAUUUUUUUAGUUGUUACAUUCGUAUUGUAAAUAUUUAAAUAACUGAAGUCAAUAUCUAAUAACUCUAAAUUCAUUAAAAUAAUAAGCAGAAACUACGAAACUGAGCAAAUAAGGAAAUUUAUCAUAUUUAGGAACAUAUCAAUUGUACAAUUAAUAAGAAUAUUUUGAAAGUCUAUUUUUUCUGUGCUUUGUACUUUUCAUAAUAUACUUUGAAAGAAGGCUACUAUGUUAUCGAUGAAUCUAACGAACUGCUUAUAAAAUGACAGCUUCAGAUUAAAGGCUUAGCUAAUGACAGUUUCGUCUUGUGAAUCUAAUGUCACUUUAGUUAAAUGUCUUCCUAACAUAUGUGUCUCAGUCUAACUAGGACCUAAAAUUUGACAAAAUUACGUUAGCUGGGACCGAUCAUGUGUUAUUGAUGUUAAUAAUAGUGUUUGUGUAUGAGAUAUUAAGACAUUGUGCAAUAAAAGUUUGCAUAGUUAUACUUCGACCACCAUAUUCUUAAUGUGUUUUUUCUCUUUUUUUUUUAAUAUGGUGUAGUUGAUGAUUUCAAAACAUAAAAGACAAAUAGUUAGUUCAUAUCACAUAGUAUUAAUUAUUCGUACUAUAGAUUUAGAGUUAUUUUUAGUGUGCAGCGGUCUCUAGCUGACAAACAAACAACGGUAGCUAAUCAGAUUUAUUCCGUACUUAUGGACCAAAAAAAGAUGGAAUGAGAUAUUGUUAUAGCCGGCUUAAGACCUUUGCAUACUGCAUACAGUUACUGUUGUAGGAAACUCAAAACUAUCGAUAGAUAUUGGUGAUUUCUAGGUGAUAAAGUGAUUUUCAUUGAUUAUAUAUUUUUUAGGAAAGAGUUCCGUUGAAUGAACACAUAUCCAAAAAACUCUCUCAAGAAAUCUAUCACUAAGUGUUUAUUUUUCUUUCGGCAUGGCAUAUCAAAUAAUCAAUGAAAAAUCAAGCUCUUCAUGUGUGUUAUUAAUUUUGUAGUAUUCUAUAAAUUUGCAUUCUAUAAUAUAUAUGUCGUAACAAAA
This is a messenger RNA of Tribolium madens (black flour beetle), 3105 nucleotides long. RefSeq names its product heterogeneous nuclear ribonucleoprotein L (gene sm). Gene Ontology annotation, molecular function: mRNA binding. The record is from RefSeq and is a predicted model, not a curated record. NCBI's taxonomy places the organism in Eukaryota, Metazoa, Arthropoda, Insecta, Coleoptera, Tenebrionidae. Gene Ontology annotation, cellular component: nucleus. Gene Ontology annotation, biological process: regulation of RNA splicing. Bases 56 to 1465 code for a protein of 469 amino acids. The transcript has 10 exons.